AUGACUCCAAAUCUCGAAAUAUUAAAUCUUCUAGGGUGUGAUGAGCUUGUAGAACUCCACAUGCCCGCUGAAUGUCCCAAGUUAAUUGUCCUCAACCUUGGUCAUUCAAAGUUGAGAACCUUUGACCUUGGGAUGACUCCAAAUCUCGAAGUAUUAGAUCUUUCUAGAUGUAAUAACUUUGUAGAACUGCUCACGCCUAUAGAAUGCCCUAAGUUGGAAUUCCUCGGCAUUAGUAAUUCUAAGAUGAGUAGCCUUAACCUCGAGCGGAUUUCACAAAUUCAAUUUUUAUAUCUCAUUGACUGCUAUGACUUUGUAGAACUUCACAUGCCUGUUGAAUGUCCAAACCUUGACAUUCUAAUGCUCAAUGGUUCAAAGUUGAGAACCUUUGACCUCGAAAUGACUCCGAAUAUCAGAAUAUUAUAUUUUGAUGGAUGUUGUGAAUUUCAACAACUCCGAAUGACCAGUGAAUGUCUCAAGCUGGAAACCCUCAACCUUACUGAUUCAAAGUUGAGAGCCUUUGACCUUGGGAUGACCCCAAAUCUCCAAGCAUUAUAUCUGAAUGAAUGUUACGAACUUCAUCGACUCCACAUGCCUGCUGAAUGUCCCAAGCUGGAAUCCCUCAACCUCGGUGGUUCAAGCUUGAGAACUUUUGACCUUGGGAUGAUUUCAAAUCUCGUCACAUUAAAUCUUGAAAGAUGUUAUGAAUUUCAACAACUCCACAUGCCUACUGAAUGUCCCAAGUUGAAAUCCAUCAACCUCAGUGGUUCAAAGUUGAGAACCUUCAACCUUGGUAUGACCCCAAAUCUUGAAAUAUUAGAUUUGGGAUGGUGUUAUGACUUUGUAGACCUCCACAUGCCUACUGAAUGUCUCAAGCUGAAAUCCCUCAACCUCAGUCAUUCAAGCUUGAGCACUUUUGACCUUAGGAUGACUUCAAAUCUCGUCACAUUAAAUCUUGAAGGUUGUUAUAAAUUUCAACGACUCCACAUGCCCACUGAAUGUCCCAAGCUGAAAUACCUUAAACUCGGUCAUUCAAUGUUGAGAACCUUUGACCUUGGGAUGACUCGAAAUCUCGAAACAUUAGAUCUUGAAGAAUGUCUUGAAUUUCAUCAACUCCAUAUUCCCAUUGAAUGUCCCAAGUUGAAAUCCCUAAAUCUUGGUCGUUCAAAGCUGAGAACUUUUGACCUUGGGAUAACUCCAAAUCUCGAAAUGUUAGAUUUUAAACGGUGUAAUGACUUUGUAGAACUCCGCAUGCCUGAUGAAUGUCCCAAGCUGAAAUUCCUUGACCUUAGUUUUUCAAAGUUGAGAACCCUUGACCUUGGGAUGACUUCAAAUCUUGAAAAAUUAAUUCUUGUAAAUUGUUAUGAAUUUCAACGACUCCACAUGCCCACUGUAUGUCCCAAGCUGAGAUUACUCAACAUAGGUGGUUCAAAGUUGAGAACCUUUAACCUUGGGAUGACUCCAAAUCUCGAAAUGUUAUGUUUUAAAUGGUGUAAGGAGUUUGUAGAACUCCACGUGCCUGUUGAAUGUCCUAAGCUGAAAUCCCUUUGCCUCGGUCAUUCAAAGUUGAGAACCUUUGACCUUGGGAUGACUUCAAAUCUCCAAAACAUUAGAUCUUAA
Molecule: messenger RNA, 1617 nt
Organism: Helianthus annuus (common sunflower)
Lineage: Eukaryota; Viridiplantae; Streptophyta; Magnoliopsida; Asterales; Asteraceae
Product: F-box/LRR-repeat protein 20
Exons: 1
Coding region: 1-1617 (538 amino acids)
Biological process (GO): SCF-dependent proteasomal ubiquitin-dependent protein catabolic process
Cellular component (GO): SCF ubiquitin ligase complex
Source: RefSeq, a predicted model, not a curated record